This is a messenger RNA of Mucor velutinosus, 735 nucleotides long. RefSeq lists its product as uncharacterized. Gene Ontology annotation, biological process: signal transduction; cell division; positive regulation of protein phosphorylation. The transcript has 5 exons. Gene Ontology annotation, molecular function: protein kinase activator activity. Gene Ontology annotation, cellular component: nucleus; cytoplasm. Bases 1 to 735 code for a protein of 244 amino acids. Lineage: Eukaryota; Fungi; Mucoromycota; Mucoromycetes; Mucorales; Mucoraceae. The record is from RefSeq and is a predicted model, not a curated record.
AUGAUGAAUUUCUUGGGCUUUAGCUUCGGUAAAAAAGGGAACAAGGCGUCCAAGCAUAAGUCUGUGACCUCCUCUACUUCGUCUUUACCAACAAAUAGUAAUGGAGCUCAUGGUCAUCCAAGCCAGCAAUACCAACAACAUCAGCAGCAAAAACCACUGUACUUAUCCAGCCCUCAGAUGAACAACAUGCUGGUGAGGGGAAACUUUAAAACGAUUACAGAAUUACCAAAGUAUGUCGAUAUCAAUGAGUGGUUGGCGUUCAAUACAUUCGAGUUUUUCAACCAUAUUAAUCUAUUCUAUGGAACAAUCACAAACUUUUGCACAUCACAAACAUGUCCAACCAUGUCUGCUGGUCCAGGCGUUGAAUAUACUUGGUCGGAUUCACUUUCGAAAAAAGCCAAAUUGCCAGCACCUCAAUAUAUAGAUUACAUGACGAGUAGCUUAGAAAACACACUGAAUGACGAAUCAAUAUUUCCAACCAAAGCAGGCCCUGACUUUCCACGCGAACUGCCGUCUGUUGUCAAAAAGAUGUUUGCGCAAAUGUUUAGACUGUUUGCUCAUAUUUAUCACGUUCAUUACGACAAAGUGCUGUGCCUGAACGAGGAACCUCAUUUCAACUCUUUAUUCGCUCAUUUUAUAUCGUUUGCACGGGAGUUUGAUUUGCUUGACAGAAAGGAGAUUCAGCCUUUGAGCGAACUGAUCGAUGUGAUGUUAAGGAAUGGUGUUAUUUGUUGA